Molecule: messenger RNA, 2933 nt
Organism: Gryllus bimaculatus (two-spotted cricket)
Lineage: Eukaryota; Metazoa; Arthropoda; Insecta; Orthoptera; Gryllidae
Source: the annotation of a GenBank genome assembly
CAUGACUGCUUCUUCACCGGCGGUCCGGGUUAUAUAGCGUUACAUUGCGUCUUUGCGACGUGACUGCACGUCACAUUCAUACGUCACACAUAUCGCGCACCGCGUGCGUAUUUCCAUAAUGCCGCGUCUGCCGCGUGCGGCUGUUGACUGCGAUUAGUGGCAAUAAGCGCCUCUUGCUGCUUUUGACGUGAGUCAUGUCCUGGUCAUGUCACUUGUCGUAAAUACCACCCCGCACCACCCGCCCUCCACCGGAACUCUCUCGAACGAGAGUGUUGAAAGUACUAGUACGUGAAGUACACUGCUGUAUUUUUAACGUAUUGGUGGUGAGGACUCUGAAGUAGAAACAUAAACAUAACAUAACCUGACAAUGACUGAACACGAACAGUCAAAUCCUUCCGAUUUCGGAAUUAUGGAUCCCCACGGACGCUUAAAAGCACUGUCUGAUUACGGGAAUACCGUUGAAAUUGAUCAUUCAGUCCCACCGCGAAGGUAUUACAGAUCUGGUUUGGAAAUGGUUCGAAUGGCAAAUGUGUAUUUAGAAGAAGGAAGCCUUGAAAAUGCUUUUAUAUUGUAUAUGAAAUUUAUGACUUUGUUUCUGGAAAAAAUACGUCAUCAUCCAGAUUUCAAGACAGUAUCUCCAACUGAUAGAGCUGUCAAUGCUGAAAAGCUUAGGGAAGUUCUUCCUAAAGCAGAGAAAUUAAAGUCACGUCUUCUGGAACAAUACCAAAGAGAAUAUGACAAUUUUUGUGAAGAACAAAGACGGAGAGAGAAAGAAAGGCUGCGCCUGGAGCUGGAAGCCAAAAAGCGACAGACAGUUAUACCUCCCAUACCAGAUGCAAAAGAAUAUGAGAAACACUCUGUUCCAGUUGUUGUUGUGCCAUCAAUUCCUACAGACUCUAUUGUAUAUCCUGAUACUUUUGAACCAAAAAAACCAACUUCACUUGAUAUAAUGUUAAAUUUGCCGAGGAAUCAACCAUCUAUAGAUCGUUCAACCAAACCUGCUAGCUUAUUAAGUCCAUCUAUACAAGGUAAAGUUGGAUUAAGAACAGUCAUAGUACCCUCACGAUUAAUGGGCAGGUUUAUGCAUCUUGCAUUAGGAAAUACAGAAAGGAAUAUUGAAACAUGUGGAAUUCUUGCUGGCAAACUGGAUCAUGAUAGAUUAAUUAUUACUCAUCUUUUAGUUCCAAAGCAGAUUGGCACUGCAGAUUCAUGCACAACUCAAAAUGAAGAGGAAAUAUUUGAGUAUCAGGAUCGUCACGAUCUGAUUACUUUUGGUUGGAUUCAUGAGACCCUGUAUGAGAAAUUUGCCCUACAGACUCAUCCCAGUCAAACAGCUUUCCUCUCAAGUGUUGAUUUACAUACUCACUGUUCCUAUCAGCGCAUGAUGCCAGAAGCUGUUGCUAUUGUUUGCGCACCAAGAUAUCAAGAGAAUGGUUUUUUUAUGCUUACUCCCAACUACGGUCUGGACUUCAUUGCCAACUGCAAGCAGACUGGCUUCCAUCCACAUCCUACAGAACCACCCUUAUUCAUGAAUGCAGAUCACUCAAAACUUGAUAGUUCAGCUCCCAUUGAAGUAGUGGAUUUACGAAGAUGAAAUUCCACCACUUCAUUAUAGGAGAAAUUCUUGAAGUGGUGUUGGAAUAAAUAUGCUUUAGAGGUAUUUUGAGGACACACAAUGCACACCAUUCAGGCUUCCUUGAGUCAUUUGCCUUUGCAGUUGCGUUUCAAGUGCUUGUACUUUUGACCAGAAUAAUGAGCUUCUUAAUCUUUGUGAUGUACAGAAUAAGCUCACUACUUAAUCUUCAGAAACAUUUAUAUGAUAAAGUUGCUGUUUGAUCAAUUUUGGUUGCAUAAUUUUUAAAACUAGUUAUGGCAUAAUCACUUUUUAAAUAUAUUGUAUUGCUGCAUAACUGCAAAGCACUUAACUAAUUGUGUGUAUGUAUGCAAAAACAGUAAUGUUUUUACUUGUAAUGAGUAGUGUGUGUGUGUUGUUGACGUGCUUGGUACAUUUUGAAUAGAAGUGUAAUGAAGUAUUUGUGCAUGUCAGUGCCAGGGGCAUUGACCUCCAGUUGUGUUGGUUUGCUGCGCAAGGCCUGUCUGCUGGCCUAAGGACUGUUGAAAGUAGCCACCAAAAAGAUCAUACAGCCAAGCACUCAGUUAUUGUUGUUCUAAGAAAAAUAAAAUUUAUUUAAACUAAUUUUAGAUUUUUUUGUUUUUGAGUGUGAUCCCUGAGUGAGUGCUUGGGUGCUGGUGAGAUUGGAGGCAUGUAUUUUUUUUAUCCUCUACCUAUAAGGAAUUGUUCUACAUGGAAUAUCUGGUGCAACUAAUAUUGUAUGUAGUGCCAAAUAUUUUAUACACCAGCUCUAAGAUUCACUUGACUGAUGUGUGAGGUGAUCAUUGUUAUUUGUGCAAUGUACUAUUUAUUUUUGUACUAUUUGUUAAAUGUGUAGGCUGGCAUUAUAAACAGUACCUUUUGUUGUCUCUGUCUUUGUGCCUAUUACAUAUUCGUGUGUGUAUAUAUGUACAUAUACGUUUGUGUAUGUGAAUCUCUUGUGUCUCACCAAAGUGUAAAGAACUAUAUUUUUGUUGUAAAGUGCCAUUUGUGAAACUACCACAAUAUUUAUAAAAAAUAUUAUAAAUGAUAUGUUGAGAAUCAUAUUAAUAUAAUCUUAACUUUCAUGGAAAUGUGGCAUAAGCAUCUAGACCUACGUUCUAUAUACAAAAAUAUGUAGUGCAUCAGGACAGUGCACAAACUCAAAGGGAGCCAAUACAAACAUUUUUGCCUUGUUUUAUGAGUUUGGGAGACGUUUCCUUACUACCCAAUUUGAGCAAGAAAACUAGGAGGGUGAAUUAAAAAUGCAUACCUCUCAGCAUCGUUGCUAACAGCAAAACACAUGUACUUAAGAAGUUAAAAUAAAAAAAAUAUUACAAAA